Molecule: messenger RNA, 1167 nt
Organism: Suillus discolor
Lineage: Eukaryota; Fungi; Basidiomycota; Agaricomycetes; Boletales; Suillaceae
Product: armadillo-type protein
Exons: 10
Coding region: 1-1167 (388 amino acids)
Biological process (GO): intra-Golgi vesicle-mediated transport; intracellular protein transport; endoplasmic reticulum to Golgi vesicle-mediated transport
Cellular component (GO): cytoplasm; COPI vesicle coat
Source: RefSeq, a predicted model, not a curated record
AUGAGUGUCUUGGUGGUCACUGGUCAUGUUUGUGCGCACCCCGCCUUGCUCGCUCGCAAGUCCAUAGCAUUAUUGUUCUUCGCGUUUCUGAUCUGUCUCGAGUACCGUCAUUCCUGCGUCCGCAAGAAAGCCGUAUUUGCCGUGUACACUAUCUACCGCGAAUAUCAACACCUCAUCCCAGAUGCCCCCGAGCUCAUGCAGACUUUCAUUGCUGCAGAGACUGACGCGACGUGCAAGCGUAACGCAUUUGUGUUCCUUGCGCAUUGCGCGAUGCCUAAAGCUACGGAGUGGUUGAUUAGUGUGUAUGAUCAGCUGACGAGUCUAGACGAGCUCUUGCAGAUGAGCAUCAUAGAAGUCAUCAGCUGCUACGACGCUCACUACACUCGCGCAAACCCCGCUGCUGUGAAAGCGGCUGCCUCGUGCUUUAUUAAUCUGGUUAUCAAAGAAUCCGACAACAACGUUAAGCUCAUUGUUCUGAAUCGCCUGGAUACCCUACCCUCCAAGCAUGGUCAUAUUCUGGAUGAACUGACGACGGACCUCUUGCAGGUCUUGUCGAGCGCCGAAAUGGAGGUCCAAAAGAAAGCCACGAGCAUCAUACUCACCAUGACCUCGAAUUGGAACGUCGAGGAAGUUAUUCGCUUCCUCAAGAAGCAGCUGCAGCAGACACAGGAACACGGGUUCGAAAAACAACUUCUAAUCCAAUCGAUCCAUGUGUUAGCAGUCAAGUUUUCUGAGGUGGCUGCAAGUGUUCAUGCACUCAUGGAAUCCAUUGGAGACUCGAAUAACCCCUCAGCGUUGGACGUCGUGGCCUUCGUCCUUCGAGAAGUUCCCACACCUCCAGCAGUCCAUAGAUCAAUUCCGGUAAAGCCUUCCGCGGCGUUCUCUGGAUUCUGGGCGAGUGCGUCGAAGGACAUUCGCAAAGUGCUUGGCGAGAUCCCUAUUUUUGCAAGUGAGCAGCGCCUACUGGACGAGGCUGACGGAGAGGAAGGCAAUAAGGAAGACAAUAAGGUCGAGGGAAGCGGGCGGACAAAGGUACUUGCUGACGGGACAUAUGCGACAGAGACGGCGUACACCACCGUCAACUCGGCGAGAUUAGUCAAGGCUGCGUUCAAACCCCCAUUGAGAGCGCACAACUUUUAUAACUCCGAGCUUAACGAGAACAUCUAG